AUGGGAAAGAUUCACCCCAGCCACCCGGACCAUGAACUCCAGCUCAAAUGCUUUGAAAAACCCUACACCUGUGAUGGGUGCAAGCAGCGAGGCAUUGGAUCACGAUACAGAUGUGAUCUCUGCAACUUUGAGCUUCAUGAAGAAUGUAUGUUCGCAAGCCCUACUGCUCACCACGACUUCUUCAAGAACUCAGACUUCAAAUUUCUAUAUCAACCUCCAGGUCAGGAAUACUUUCGUGAAGAUUAUCGAUACUGUGACGCCUGUGGUCAAACUGUGAAAGGUUUUGUCUAUCACAAUGAAAAGAACGGGUGGGAUUUGCAUCCUUGUUGCCAAAAAUUGCCCUGCAAGGUACCCAUUGAUGGUGUUCGGUUUGAGCUUUGUAAAAAGGUAUUAUCGAAGUGCCAUUGGUGCAACAAGAAAAAGCCUGAUGGCAGUGUAUCCAAAAUUAGGGGGUGGUCUUAUGUAUCCAAGUGCAACAAAUAUCACAUUCAUGUGAAUUGUUUCAAAGAAAUGGUUCUGGAGGGAUGGGAGAAUAGGGCUUGCCAGGAUGAUUGUAGUUUGACUUUACAGAACUUGGAGCUUCCUCUUCAACGUAAGAAUAGAAAUCAAAGAAAUGGUAACAAAUUUAGCAUGAUGGUGAAGAUUUUCUUCAAAACCAUUGCAGCUAUUCUUCUUGGCGAUCCAACCAUUAGCCUAACUUGUCUCCUGGUGAAGUUCCUCUCAAAAUGA
Molecule: messenger RNA, 729 nt
Organism: Mangifera indica (mango)
Lineage: Eukaryota; Viridiplantae; Streptophyta; Magnoliopsida; Sapindales; Anacardiaceae
Exons: 1
Coding region: 1-729 (242 amino acids)
Source: RefSeq, a predicted model, not a curated record